AUGGUCAAUUUGAUCGAUUUACCGUCUUCGAUAAAGCAGCAUAUUAUCAGCUACUUACCUCAACAAUCAGUUCUUAACCUUGCACAAACUAAUUUCGAAUUUUACCAACCAUGUAUACAGAAGUUAUAUAAACGAAUCUUGAUCCAACGAGAUCCCAUAGUCAAUAGUCCAAGUGACCAAAGGUUGUCUGAUUACGUAGAUUCUAACCACACUGUGGUAUAUGCAUUACAUCAUAAAAUAAAUGAAGGCAAGGUUUUUGAUAAAAGCGAAGUUCAAAUGAAGUUGAUCAAUUUGCGAUUGCAACUUCUUAUUGAAUCUUUGAAAUUUAAUUCUUCCUUGCUCGAACAUGUCGAAGAGAUACAUAUAAUUGGCAAAGACUUUGAAAAAGAUCUCGUGUUUGUUGACAAUCUCAAACAAUUAGUGGAAUUAGUGCUGACCAAUAAUCUUAGUCUUAGAACUUUUUUUAUUUCAGAUAUAAACCUAAGGUCUAAGAUAGAUUUAGCUGCCAUUAAUGUCAAGACGAGAGUGCUUGAUGACACGUUUGAUGACCAAAUACAUUUUAUUCACGGAAAAUCUAUAGAAGAGUUAAUAAUAACAGACUCCUGCGUUAUAUCUUCUCCAGUGUUAUAUAUUCCUGGUUGGUUAUUUAAAUUGAAGUCCUUGAUAUUGCCUAACGACGAGCCAAAUUAUUGGAAAUUUGUACAUCAGGUAAUUCACAACCAUCCAACAGUAUUGUCAAACUUAAAGACAUUCAAACUUGUUAUUAAUCAUGAAGAAUUGUCCCAAAAUAUAGAAUUAGUUAAACUAAUUAAUUGGGCCAAACUUGAGAAUUUAGAGAUUGUAAUAGGCAGCCCAAAUGAACAAGAGGAUGUUUUGGCUAUAUUGAAGUUGAUUCCUGUUAAUGAUUGUCAAAAACUAAAAAAACUUUCAAUUGUACAAAAUUUCGUAUACUCAAGUCAUAAAUCCAAUGAAAUUUUCGAUUUAAAUAUUUUUAACUUCAUAAGAGGGUUGGUUAAAAAUUUGCAGUAUUUAUCCAUAGAACAUUCAGUGCCAUUAUUUGGAGACUUUGACGACGGCUUCGACGGUAACUAUUUGAGAAGAAUGAAAUUGUAUGAAACUAUAUUGCCUCAAAUACUAUCUACUGCAACUCGAAAAGUGACGUUGUACUUACCUAACUUGUUUGCUUCAUUGUCUAGUUAUGAACAAUCAAUGAAUACCAUGUUAUGGAAUGGCUGCAAGUGCACGCAUUGUAUUGAGUCUCUUGGAUUGGUCGAUGAUUACUUAAUGCAUCAUAAGUACUAUGAUGUCAGAUUGCAAAGGUUCAAAGAUUUGAAUAGUUCUCAUUUUUUUAAUAUAGUUGCAAAUUAUCUACUGCUUAGACUAAUUAGUAGAAAUGAAUAUUUCACUAAUUUACACUUAGGGCAUUUUCCUCUAAGGCAAUAUAGUUGGGAUUAUCACAGUCUAGACCGACUCGAUUUUUAUCAUCCAUUAAAAUGUUAUUCAGUCAAAGUAAUCGAUUUAGGAGAGUUUGACGGAGAAGAUGACAAUAAGGAGAAAGAAAAUUUCAGAUGCAACAUUAAUUCAUUUCAUUACUUAAAAGGUGUUCCUUUAUCCAUGUCCCAUUAUUUUGAUAGUAUCAUUAUCAAAGUCUUGAAACUUGAUAGAGGUAAUGCUGAAAAGAGAUUUGAUGAAGAUCAAAAGGACGAAAUGAUAAUUAAUGAGACUCAAAGGCAAUCAAAUAAUAUGGAGGCAUAUGUCUUUAAUGAUGGAGGUGAUAAUGAAUCAACUCAUCUUAACAUUAAUCGUGUUGUUAUAAAUGGGAUCAUUUAUACAAUGGAUAAAGAGUUGAACGGGACCCAUUGUUACGAAAGAUACUUGUGA
Molecule: messenger RNA, 1881 nt
Organism: Scheffersomyces amazonensis
Lineage: Eukaryota; Fungi; Ascomycota; Pichiomycetes; Serinales; Debaryomycetaceae
Exons: 1
Coding region: 1-1881 (626 amino acids)
Molecular function (GO): protein binding
Source: RefSeq, a predicted model, not a curated record